Messenger RNA from Anopheles cruzii, 11556 nucleotides. RefSeq names its product transcription-associated protein 1 (gene Nipped-A). The record is from RefSeq and is a predicted model, not a curated record. Gene Ontology annotation, biological process: DNA repair; regulation of DNA-templated transcription. Lineage: Eukaryota; Metazoa; Arthropoda; Insecta; Diptera; Culicidae. Gene Ontology annotation, molecular function: protein binding; transcription coregulator activity. Bases 13 to 11556 code for a protein of 3847 amino acids. The transcript has 21 exons. Gene Ontology annotation, cellular component: nucleus; SAGA complex; NuA4 histone acetyltransferase complex.
AGCUUCGUCAACAUGCUCGCAGACUCCGGUGCCAAGGAUGAGUUCAAGCUGAAGGCGGCCCAGGAAUUGAGCGAACACUUCGAGCUCAUUACACAGUGCAGUAGCUACCAAAGCUUUCUCGAUCUGGCGAUGCGCGUGUUUUUGAAAGUUUUGCAGGACAACGAGCCCAUGUUUAUCACCGAAUUCAGUAUGCAGCAGGUUCGCAAGUUGAUACUGGAGAUGAUCCACCGAUUGCCACACUCGGAGCACGUGCGUCAGUACGUGAAACCGAUCAUUGUGCUGAUCAUCAAGUUGCUGCACACGGAAAACGAGGAGAACGUGCUCGUUUGUUUGCGCAUCCUGAUCGACAUCAUCAAACAGUACCGUCCGCAGUUUCAGACGGAAAUUCUAGACUUCCUCUCGUAUCUGAAGAAGAUCUACACCGAUCUGCCCAAGCACAUGCCGGUGAUGCUGGAACCGAGACAAUCGAUAAAGCUGAAAGAUCUAAAGGACCUUAACUUGGAAAGCUUGUUGCCAGAUAUCUUUACCCUGACGCCGCUGCAGGUGGAGAAGAAAUUGCCCGAUGGCAAAACGACCACCGCGUCGUAUAACCUGAUUCCCAAGGGAAUCAACUCACUGAAGGUGCUGCAAGAGCUGCCCAUCAUUGUGGUGCUGAUGUAUCAAAUUUACAAACAAAACCUACACCAGGAAGUGGCCGAUUUUGUGCCGUUGGUCAUGAACACCAUUAGCCUGCAGCCAACCAGUGCACACAAAGCUUCCCCCGGUUUCAACAAGGAAAUUUAUGUCGACUUUAUGGGAGCACAGAUUAAAACGCUCACCUUUUCCGCGUACAUAAUGCGCCUGUUUCCCGAUAACGUGCAAACGCACGCCAGCACCAUGGUGAAGGGAAUGAUCAACCUGUUGGAGAACUGUCCGAAGGAGGUGGCCAGUUUGCGAAAGGAACUGCUUGUCGCAUCACGGCACAUCCUGCAGACGGAGUUUCGAAAUCACUUCGUACCUACCAUUGAGAAGCUGUUCGACGACGAUGUGCUGUUGGGGAAGGGCUGGACGACGUACGAAAAUCUGCGACCGCUGGCGUACUCAACGCUGGCCGACCUGGUGCACCACAUCCGGCAGCAUCUGAGUCUGCAGGCCCUCUCGAAGGCGGUACACUUGUUCGCGAAAAAUAUUCACGACGAAUCGCUCCCAACCAGCAUUCAGACGAUGUCGUGCAAGCUGUUACUUAACCUGGUGGAAUGCAUCCGGCUGAAGAGCGACGUGGAGCCGGUGGCCUCGCGUGAGCUGCUCAUCAUGAUGCUGCGCGUGUUUACGAACAAGUUUCAAACCAUAUCCAAGCAGCAGUUGCCCCAACUGAUGCAGAAAUGGAAAGCGAAACCAACGGAAGAUUUGUUGACCGGAAGUUCCGAUAGUACCGAUGUGGCAGGACAGCGAGCGACGAGUAUCGGUCUGCCGGCCCCGAGUAAUCUAAAUGUAUCCGAGUAUCGCAGCUUGAUCAAGACGCUAGUUUGUGGUGUCAAAACGAUCACAUGGGGCUGCCCGGCAACGAAACCGCAGACCGAGCACCAGAGCCCGGCCAAGCUGUUCAAUCCGAGCGAAAUACUGAUCUUUAUCGAUUUGUUCCACUGGGCACUAGAAGCGCUCGAUAUUUACACCAUCAACAUUCCGGCACCGGGUAUGGCCGUCCCGCAGCCCCAGCCCGUUCAGAAGCAAACCCUGCAAAUGCCUCGUUCGAAGGAGGAAAAGGAAGUCCUGGAACACUUCAGCGGUGUGUUCCUCACGAUGGAUCCACAAAAUUUUCAGGAAAUAUUCGCCUCCACGAUCGAUUUUAUGGUCGAUCGAUUGUACAAAAACAACACCCUCCAGGUGAUUGCCAAUUCGUUCCUUGCCAACCCCAAAACGUCACCCCUGUUCGCGACCGUACUGGUGGAGUACCUGCUGGAGCGCAUGGAAGAGAUGGGCGUGAACAUCGAUCGCUCCAACUUGUAUCUGCGGCUGUUCAAGCUCGUGUUCGGUAGCGUCAGUUUGUUUGCGGCCGAAAAUGAGCACAUGCUGCGUCCGCAUCUGCACAACAUUGUGAACCGCUCGAUGGAGCUCGCAAUGACGGCGAAAGAACCGUACAAUUACUUCCUGCUGCUGCGCGCCCUAUUUCGCUCGAUCGGUGGAGGAUCGCACGAUCUUUUGUAUCAGGAAUUUUUACCCCUUCUGCCGAAUCUACUCGAAGGUUUAAAUCGCCUGCAGAGUGGCUUCCACAAGCAGUACAUGAAGGAUCUGUUCGUUGAGCUGUGCUUGACGGUGCCGGUGCGACUGUCCUCACUGCUACCCUAUCUGCCGAUGCUAAUGGAUCCACUCGUGUCCGCGCUGAAUGGUUCACCGACGCUCAUCAGUCAGGGUCUCCGCACACUGGAACUGUGUGUCGACAAUCUACAGCCAGACUUCCUGUACGAUCACAUCCAACCGGUACGGGCCGAUCUGAUGCAGGCCCUGUGGCGCACGCUGCGCACACAGGACAACGCGGCGAUCGUGGCGUUCCGGGUGCUGGGCAAGUUUGGCGGCGGUAACCGCAAGAUGAUGAUCGAGCCGCAGAAACUUCGCUACCAAGAGAACGAUCUGACCGCACCGGCGGUCGUUGCGUACUUCCAGGAUCACCGCAACCCGAUCAACUUCGCCGUGGACCGAGUGAUCGAGACGGCUUUUAAUGCACUCAAAUCGAGUGCAACCGAACCGUUCUACUGGCACCAGAGCUGGGAGGUGAUCCACUGCUAUCUGGCGGCUUCCAUCACGCUCGAUGACGAUAAGUACACGCUGCAGAAGCUCUUCAUGCACCCCAGCUUCACCGAAAACAACGUUCAGUGUGCACCGUCGUCCAACUACAUUACGGUGGAUAAGCGGGCACGGGCCACGACACAGACGGCGCUCACCAGUAUGGUCGUGGCGGCUGCUACGAAAGAGCUACGUCAAUCCGUCCUGCCCACCAUGGUGGCCGUUGUGCGGCACUACACGAUGGUGGCGAUCGCUCAGCAAGCUGGCCCGUUUCCGUUGCACAAGCACUUCCCGCUCGCCAGUGGCGGUAUGGAUCCGCUGGUGCUGAUCGAUGCGCUGGCCGAAAUAAUGGGCCACGAAGAGAAGGAACUGUGCAAACCGGGCACCCUGGCGAUGGGGCUCAUCCUUGAGACGGCCACCAACAUUAUGGGCUCGAAGGAGCGCGCCUGUCGGUUGCCGCUGAUGAACUAUCUGGGCGAAAAGAUGGCCGCCCUCUGCUACGAACGGCCCUGGUACGCGAAGAUGGGCGGUUGUAUUGCGCUCAAGUUUCUCUACCAAAACAUGGCCCUCCGGUGGCUGUAUCAGCAUAUGUUCGUGUUCCUCAAGGCGUUCAUGUUCAUCAUCAUGGAUCUGACGGGCGAGGUAUCGAGCGGUGCGAUCGAUAUGGCACGCACCAAUCUGGAGAAAAUGUUGCGCAUCUGCAUGAUGCCGCUCGAGAAGGAGUGUAAAAACGAGGAACUGCUGGUGACGCAAAAGAAAGCCACAUACGACGUGAUUCACGAGCUCGUCCGACAGGUGACCAGCCCGCAUACGUUGGUGCGCGAAACGGCAAUGGCAUCGUUGCGAUUAAUUGCCGAGCUGCAGGAGAAAACGGUAACGGAAGUGAUGAAUCCGCACCGCGAGGUGCUGGUCGAUAUGAUUCCACCCAAGAAACAUCUGUUGCGUCACCAGCCGGCCAGUGCGCAGAUCGGUUUGAUGGACGGAAACACCUUCUGUACCACACUGGAGCCUCGUCUGUUUACGAUCGAUCUCAACAUUUUGACGCACAAAGUAUUCUACCACGAAGUACUGACCCUCUCGGACGCGGACGAUAACACCCUGAACAAGCUCGAGUGCUUCAAGACGGUCACGAACUUGGUGCCGUUGCGCAAGAGUGCCCUGAAUGCGCUGGCCGCCUGUCACUACAUCCAGAACGGCAGCUGCCGGGAGAAAAUUUUCCAGAUUCUGUUCAAGGGGCUCGAGAAGAACAACGUCGAGCUGCAGGAAGCCGCUUACCAGUGCAUGAAGAACUUCCUCCAAGGAUGCUCGGUCAGCAAGGAAACGAUCCACACCUUCAUACGGCCGAUGCUGCUGCUGCUCGGUGACUAUCGUAAUCUCACGCUCAGCGGCACGCGUCGCCUGUCGUACCUGACGCAACUGUUCCCGGCCAUGUUCAACGAGAAGCUGUGCGAUUCGCUGCUCCAAAUACUGAAGAAGAUGCUGGAGGUGACGAUCACCACGAACAAGGGCAACUUUUUGGCUGCCUCCAAGACGAGCGAAAUGGAGAAGAAAAUCGUCACGAUCCUCGGCAUCUUCCACCAGAUACCGGCCGCAUCGCCCAAAUUCAUCGAGCACCUAUGCAAACUGAUCCUUCAGACAGAGAAGAGCUUAAUGAUCGAACCAUCCUCACCGUACCGGCCUGCGUUGCUGAAGUUUUUGCUACGCUACCCGAAGGAAACGAUUGACCUGCUGCUGACCGAUGUCGUCAUGAAGGAUGCCCAGUGGAACCGGUUCACCAUCUUCCUGCUGCGCCACAAAGAAGGCGCUCCGUUCCGGAAUGCGGCCCAGCUGAAGGGAUCCCGGCUGAUGCAGCACAUUCUGCUCAACUCGGAAUCGGCAUCGGCCACCAAUCCAGGCAAACCGUAUGAGGAGCGCUACGAGGCGCAACAUCAGGCGGUCCUGAUCGUGCACCUGCUGGUCGAGCACGAGGGAGCGUGGAUCACGGGUCAGACGGAAAUUAUUACAGCGCUCAAGAACAUCUGGCAGAAGGAUCUUUACAAGACUUGCCAAACGGUGGUGGUGUGCGAUCUGUGGCACCUGAUCGCCAAGAUUCUGAUCCAGUACUUCUCGUACAACACCAGCGAGAUUCAGCUGCUCUUCCAGCUGCUGCGGGCCCUCUGUUUGCGCUUCGUGCCCGAUUUCCAGUUCUUGCGCGAUUUCCUCCAGAACACCGUCUGCCAGAGCUACACGGUCGAGUGGAAACGGAAAGCGUUCUUCCAGUUCGUCGAAGUGUUCACGACCGGCGACAUGGCGCAGGAUCUGAAGGCGAAGAUUUUGACGGCGAUCAUCAUACCGAGCUUCGCGAUAAGCUUCGAGAAGGGUGAAGGCAAUCGGUUGGUGGGCGCUCCGCCGGCACCGUACCAGGAAGACGACUGCAACGUGGUGUCGGUGUUCAUCAACAAAGUGAUCGAUCCGGACAAACCGUUUGCGAACGAAGAUUGCGUGAGGAUUGCGCUGCUGCAGUUUGCCUGUCUGCUGGUGGAGAAAGCAUCGCCCCAUAUCCACGACGGAGAUGCGAACAACAAGCGUGAAGGGAACAAACUGCGGCGGCUGAUGACGUUCGCGUGGCCCUGCCUGCUGCCGAAGAACUGUGUCGAUCCUUCCGCACGGUACCACGGUCACCUGCUGCUGAGUCACAUCAUUGCCCGGCUGGCUAUUCACAAGCGGAUCGUUCUGCAAGUGUUUCACUCGCUCCUGAAAGCGCACGCCGUCGAAGCCCGGAAGGUGGUGCAACAAGCACUCGAAGUGCUAACGCCGGCGAUGCCACUGCGCAUGGAAGACGGCAACACGAUGCUCACACACUGGACAAAGAAGAUCAUCGUCGAGGAGGGUCACACUAUGCAGCAGUUGUACCACAUCCUGCAGCUGAUCGUACGCCACUACAAAGUGUACUACCCGGUCCGCCACCAUCUGGUGCAGCAGAUGAUCAACUCGAUGCAGCGGCUCGGCUUUGCCGUCAACACGUCCUCCGAGUACCGGCGUCUGUCGAUCGAUCUGGCCGAUGUCAUCAUUAAGUGGGAAAUGCAGCACACCCGCGACGAAACGGAAGAGUCCACCGGAGCAAUCGGAACCAGCGGGACUACGGCGCCAAGUGGCGCCGUCAAGCGAACCGCUUCCGGGUUGGACGAUGAAGCAUCCGGAUCGGUCAAGAAAAAGCUAACGAUCGGUGGUGACAGCGAUCCGCAGGCAUCGGCGGCCGCUGGCACGACGUCCUCGACGUUUGCGGCAAAGGUCGAUGGGCCCGGUCGUCCGAUUGAUCGCGCCCAGUACGAUACGGUGCUUAACUUUCUGUUCCGAAUGGCGUGCCAGUUCAAUGACGUUACACCCGGUACGCCCGGAAUCGUCACGGCCGCCGACAAUCCUUCGCGCCGCUGCAUGGCCCUCGUCAAGCUGGCGAUCAAACCGGACGUGCCGGUCGAUCUGAAGGUUGUGUGGUUGGACAAGAUCUUCCUGAGCGUCGAAAACCAACAGGCCAACAUUGGCAACAUCUGCACGGCGCUCGAACUGCUCACGUUCUUGCUGGGCGUGCUGAAGAAGGAACAGAUACUGAACGUACUGCGACCGCUACAGCGUGGUCUGUCGGCAUGUGUCACUUGCUCCAACACACGGGUCAUCAAACUGAUGCACGGACUGCUGUCCCGGUUGAUGGCAAUCUUCCCGACCGAUGCCCAGCACAAGUGUGACGAACUGGAAACCCUGUACAGCACCAUUUCGCGCAUGAUCUACGAAGGGUUGGCAACGUACGAGAAGAGCCCACAGGCCAAUCCGUCCACACUGUUCGGAACGCUCAUGACGCUGAAGGCGGCCUGCAGCAACAAUCCGGGCUACAUCGAUCGGUUGAUUACACCGUUCAUGCGGUUGCUCAAUCGACUGACGAAGGAACACCUGACCGGGUUCGCCGGAAUGUCGCUCGUCGACGUGGCCAACACGAACACGAUCGCACUGGAGCUGUUGGUGGUUUCGUUGGAUUUAGUUAAAAACCGGGUCGUGGUGAUGAGCGUCGAGAUGCGCAAAAUGUUUAUCGGUGCCAUUCUGGUGGGGCUGAUCGAGAAGAGCAACGACGCGAAGGUGAUCAAGGCGAUCGUGAAGAUCAUAGAGGAGUGGAUGAAGAGCAACAAAAACACCCCGGUCACGGUGCAGCAAGCACCGACACUGCGCGAGAAGUCCAUCCUGCUGGUCAAGCUGAUGCAGUACGUGGAGAAGCGCUUCGCCGACGAUGCCGAGCUGAACGGUCAGUUCCUCGAACUGGUCAACUACAUCUACCGGGACGAGGUGCUGAAGGUGACGGAACUGACCUCGAAGCUGGAGGCUGCCUUUGUGGCUGGUCUGCGCUGCCCGAAUCCACACAUCCGUGCCCAGUUCUUCGAAGUGUUCGACGGUUCGAUGCGCCGCCGGCUGCACGAUCGGCUGCUGUACGUGAUCUGUUCGCACGCCUGGGACUCGAUCGGGCAGCACUACUGGAUCAAGCAGUGCAUCGAGCUGCUCAUUCUGACGGCCAACACCAACACGCAGAUCCAGAACAGUGUGGAAGCUCACCUGCUACCGAGCAUUUCAUCGGUAAUAAACUUCGCCGAUCCGGAAGAGCGCAAAAACUUUGUCAUCUACACGACGAUCCAGAACGAGUCGACCGAUGCGUUCGAUCCGAUCGAAGACAAGGAAGAUGCGUUCGAUAUGGACAUGAGCGUGGAUUCGAACAUUUCACGGCACGAAGAAAGCGAACGCCCGGUAGCGAACCGGCAGGCGGCACUUGCCAAGCUCAUCAGUCGCCAGGCGGACUUUAUGGAAGCGAGCCGGAAGGUGCGCACCGAGCAACUGCUCGUUGCGGCCGCCCAGCUGUGUCACAUGGACACGCAGCUGGCCGAGAAGGUGUGGCUCGAUAUGUUCCCGAAGUUGUGGGAACUUCUCGACGCGACCCAACAGCAGUCGCUCGAUCGCGAGAUCAUUCCCUUCCUGUCGUCCGGGACGCACAUCAUCCAGAAGGACUGCAGUCCGACGGCACUGCACACGUUCAUUGAGGCGCUUGCCCAGUGCCGGCCACCGGUCUAUCUGCCACCGCAACUGAUGGCGUACCUCGGGAAGGCACACAAUCUGUGGCACCGAAUGACGCUGAUGCUCGAGUCGCUGGCUGCCGAUUGGCCGAACGUGAAAGAUCAGUUGCCAGAGUGUGUCGAUCAGGACGACGGAGGAACGCGCGACUGUUCGAUCGUGCGCGAACCACUGUCGCAGAUGUACUCGGCGCUCCACGAGGAGGAUCUGUGGGCCGGGCUGUGGCAAAAGUACGCCAAGUAUGCGGAGACGAGCCGUGCGAUUGCCCACGAGCAGAUGGGGUAUUUUGAGGAGGCGCAAAGCAUUUACGAUUCGGCCAUGUCACGCUUCAAGCAGGACCUGAACAGUGGCCAAACGCCAACGGACAUGAACAGUGAGAUACUGCUGUGGGAGAACCAUUGGAUUCGGUGCGCGAAGGAGCUGAAUCAGUGGGACAUUCUGAUGGACUACGGGCAGCUGUGUCGCGAUAAGAACACGUACCUCAUCAUGGACAGUGCGUGGCGCGUGCCGGACUGGGGCCUGAUGAAGCAGGUGCUCCUGAAGGUGGAACAAUCCUGUCCGAAGCAGGUCGGAUACAAGAUCAAUCUGUACCGCGGCUAUCUGGCGAUCCUGAAUCAGGAGGACCCACAGCACACGGCCAGUGCAACGGUCGAGCGGUACGUGGAGCUCGCCUCGGGCUACUGUAUGCGCGAAUGGCGUCGCCUACCGCCGAUCGUUUCGCACAUCCACCUGCCGAUACUGCAGGCCUCGCAGCAGAUUAUGGAACUGCAGGAGGCGAGCCAAAUCCAUCAGGGCUUGCUGCAGAACCGGACGACCUCGCUGCACGACAUGAAGGCGAUCGUGAAAACGUGGCGCAACCGGCUGCCCGUGAUCGCGGACGAUCUGUCGCACUGGAGUGACAUCUUUACGUGGCGCCAGCACCACUACCAGAUCAUCACGUCGCACCUGGAGCAGCAGAACGAACCGAAUGCCCCGUGCAUGAUCGGAGCGCACGCGUCCGCCCAGACCAUCAUCCACUUCGGCAAGAUUGCGCGCAAACAGAACCUGACGAGCGUGUGCCAGGAUUCGCUGUCCCGGAUCUACACCAUCCCGUCGGUCCCGAUCGUCGACUGCUUCCAGAAAAUCCGGCAGCAGGUCAAGUGCUGCCUGCAGACGGCAUCCGUCACGAGCCGGGCCGAGCUGACCGAGGCGCUCGAUGUGAUCGAGCCGACGAAUCUGGACUACUUCACCAAAGAGAUGACGGCCGAAUUUUACGCCCUCAAAGGGCUGCUGCUGGCCCAAACGGGACGCUCGGAGGAAGCGAACAAAGCGUUCAGCGCGGCCACCCAGCUGCACGAUACGCUCAUCAAGGCGUGGGCCUUCUGGGGCGAGUACCUGGAGCACAUCUUCACCCGAGACUACCGCCAGAUUCACCUCGGCGUGUCGGCCGUCACGUGCUUCUUGCACGCGUGCCGCAACCAAAACGAAAGCAAAUCGCGCAAAUACCUGGCCAAGGUGCUCUGGUUGCUGUCGUACGAUGACGACAAGUCGUCGCUGCUGAACGCGCUCGACAAGUAUGCGGUCGGUGUGCCACCCGGUCAGUGGGUACCGUGGAUUCCGCAGCUUCUCUGUAGCUUGGUGCAGUACGAGGGCAACGUCAUCAUGAACCUGCUCAGUCAGGUCGGCCGUAUGUUCCCGCAGGCAGUCUACUUCCCGAUACGCACCCUGUACCUCACGCUGAAGAUCGAGCAACGGGAGCGCUACAAAAGCCUCGAACAAACCUCGACCGUGCAGGCCGCACAGCUAAAGAGCGAGACCGCCAGCACCAGCACCGGGGCUGCGGGCGGAACGUCCACCACGACACCAAUCCGUGCCACACCGCCAAUGUGGCGCUGUUCUAAGAUUAUGCACCUCCAGCGUGACAUCCACCCGACGGUGCUCAGCUCGCUCGAGGGUAUCAUCGAUCAGAUGGUGUGGUUCCGGGAGAACUGGUACGAAGAGGUGCUCCGACAGCUACGCCAAGGGCUGACCAAGUGCUACGUGAUCGCGUUCGACAAUCGGGGAGCGGUCAACGAGACAACGAUCACGCAACACACGCUAAACUUUAUCAAAAAGCUCGUCUCAACGUUCGGAAUCGGAAUAGAAAACAUCUCCAGCUCCGUGUCGGGAACGUUUGCUUCGGCGGCCUCGGAGUCGCUUGCCCGGCGCGCCCAAGCCACCGUGCAGGAUCCGGUGUUCCAGAAGAUGAAGGGACAGUUUACGAGCGAUUUCGAUUUCUCCCAACCCGGUGCCAUCAAGCUGCACAAUCUCAUCAUGAAGCUGAAGGUGUGGAUCAAAAUCCUGGUGGCGAAAACGAAACCCUUGCCCAAAUCAUUCCUCAUCGAAGAAAAGUGUCGCUUUUUGUCCAACUUUAGCCAAAAGACGGCCGAGGUGGAACUGCCCGGUGAGCUGCUGUUGCCGAAGAGCUCGCACUACCACAUCCGCAUCGCCCGGUUUAUGCCACGGGUGGACAUUGUGCAGAAGCACAAUACGGCCGCCCGGCGGCUGUACAUCCGCGGGACGAACGGGAAAAUCUACCCGUACCUGGUGGUCAACGAUGCGGGCAUUGCGGAUGCACGGCGCGAAGAGCGUUUGCUGCAGUUGCUCCGAAUGCUAAACUCGUAUUUGGUAAAACGGAAGGAAACGUCGCGUCGUUUCCUCUACCUGACCGUACCACGGGUCGUGGCCGUUUCCCCACAGAUGCGACUGGUCGAAGACAAUCCGGCCAGCGUAUCGUUGCUCGAGGUGUACAAAUCGUGCUGCACCAAGCUUAACAUGGAGCACGACGCACCGAUUACGCGGUACUACGAGCGGCUGGCCAAGAUACAGGCCCGCGGAUCACCGACCAAUCACGUCAUACUGCGCGACAUUCUGAAGGAGACGCAAUCGCAGAUGGUCCCCCGGACACUGCUGAAGGACUGGGCGUUCCGUACGUUCCCGUCGGCCACCGAUUACUGGCAGUUCCGGAAGAUGUUUACGCUGCAGCUAUCGCUUUCGUGUCUGCUCGAGUACGCGCUCUGUCUGACGCGCCUCAAUCCGGACAUGAUCUAUCUGCACCAGGAUUCUGGGCUGAUGAACGUAUCGUACUUCCGGUUCGAGAUGGACGACAGCACGGGGCUGCUGGACGUGAACCGCCCCGUUCCGUUCCGUCUGACGCCCAACAUUGCCGAGUUUGUGUCACCGGUUGGUGUGGCAGGACCACUGACGGCGUCCGCAGUUGCAACCGCCCGUUGCUUCAUCCAGCCCAGCUUCAAGCUGACCACCAUUCUGAAGGCGAUCUUGAAGGAUGAAAUCAUUGCCUUCCACAAGAAGCGCCUAAUCGACGAGAAGGUUCUCGACCAAAACAGUCAGUCCUCUCAGGCCAGCGGAAGUGCAUCCUCUUCGAGCGCAUCGGCUGCCAGUAGUGGAGGAGCUGGUGCCGCCACCGCCGCCACAACGGCUACAGGAGGGACAGGAGCGGCCACUGCCACUCCGUCGUCACAACCCACCGACCAAGACAACGGAGCGAUCGAUAUCGAUGCCGAAACGAUCAUCACGACGGUGAACAAGGCGGUCAGCAACAUUAUGGGCCGCCUGAACAAUCUGUCGCGCAUCGACAGUGGCGAAGCGAACCGCAUGAGCACGUUCGUGCACGUGGCCACCAAUCCGGACAAUCUCUGUCUGAUGGAUCCGGCGUGGCAUCCGUGGUUGUAA